CAUCCUAUGCUCUUCCUUUCUGCCUGAACCGACAUGCCCAAGGGAAAAAAGGCAAAGGGGAAGAAGGUGGCACCCGCCCCUGCUGUGGCCAAGAAGCAGGAGGCCAAGAAAGAAGUCAACCACCUUGCUGAGAAGAGGCCAAAGAACUUUGGCAUUGGCCAGGAUAUUCAGCCCAAGCGUGAUUUGACUCGCUUUGUUAAAUGGCCUCGCUAUGUCCGCCUGCAGAGGCAACGCGCCAUCUUGUACAAGCGCCUGAAGGUCCCCCCUGCCAUCAACCAGUUCACUCAGGCUCUGGACCGCCAGACGGCCACGCAGCUCUUCAAGCUGGCCCACAAGUACAGACCAGAGACCAAGCAGGAGAAGAAACAGAGGCUGCUGGCUCGUGCUGAACAGAAGGCAGCCGGAAAGGGCGAUACACCCACCAAGAGGCCCCCCGUCCUCCGGGCAGGCGUCAACACGGUCACUUCCCUGGUGGAGAGCAAGAAGGCCCAACUGGUGGUCAUUGCCCACGACGUGGAUCCCAUCGAGUUGGUGGUCUUCUUGCCCGCUCUGUGCCGCAAGAUGGGCGUUCCUUACUGCAUCGUGAAGGGCAAAGCUCGCCUGGGCAAGCUGGUGCACAGGAAGACGUGCACCUCAGUGGCCUUCACACAGACCAACCCUGAGGACAAAGGUGCUCUUGCCAAGCUGGUGGAAGCCAUCAAGACCAACUACAACGACCGAUACGAGGAGAUCCGUCGUCACUGGGGAGGAAACAUCAUGGGUCCCAAAUCUACCGCUCGCAUCACCAAGCUGGAGAAGGCGAAGGCCAAGGAGCUGGCAACCAAGCUUGGUUAAAUUGUUUGGAAUAAAAAAAUGUUAUGUUCUAA
Messenger RNA from Doryrhamphus excisus (bluestripe pipefish), 866 nucleotides. It is a transcript of the gene rpl7a, whose product is annotated as ribosomal protein L7a. Lineage: Eukaryota; Metazoa; Chordata; Actinopteri; Syngnathiformes; Syngnathidae. The record is from RefSeq and is a predicted model, not a curated record. Gene Ontology annotation, biological process: ribosome biogenesis. Gene Ontology annotation, cellular component: ribonucleoprotein complex. Gene Ontology annotation, molecular function: RNA binding.